This is a messenger RNA of Microcebus murinus (gray mouse lemur), 2244 nucleotides long. It is a transcript of the gene OTUD6A, whose product is annotated as OTU deubiquitinase 6A. The record is from RefSeq and is a predicted model, not a curated record. Gene Ontology annotation, biological process: protein K11-linked deubiquitination; protein K33-linked deubiquitination; protein K27-linked deubiquitination. Lineage: Eukaryota; Metazoa; Chordata; Mammalia; Primates; Cheirogaleidae. Gene Ontology annotation, molecular function: cysteine-type deubiquitinase activity.
AACUCCCGCCUGCCAAUAAACAUCAUGGAAGAUCUUCAGAAUGAGCACCAGCGGAUGAUAAGACGCCACCACCGCGAGAAGAAAGAGCUACAGGCCCGUAUCCAGGCCAUGAAAAAUUCGGUCCCCAAGAGCGACAAGAAGAAAAGAAAGCAGUUGCUCCUAGAUGUGGCCCGCCUCGAGGCCGAGAUGGAGCAGAAGCACCAGCAAGAGCUGGAGAAGUUCCAAGAGAGCUUCCCUGACAGCAGCAACCUCGAUUCUGUCACUGAAGAUCUGGCCAAGAUGAAUCUCGAGAACCAGCCUCCCCGGAUCUCGAGGGCACAGAAAAGACGAGAAAGAAGGGCGGCCCUCGAGAGAGAACGCCAGGAGAGGAUCAUGGAGGCCGAAAUGGAGCACCUGGCCAGCUUCCGGCGUGAGGAGGAGGAGAAGCUCGCCAUCAUCCUGGGGGCCAAGAAUCUCGAGAUGAAAGAUAUCCCGGCUGACGGCCACUGCAUGUACCGCGCCAUCCAAGACCAGCUGGUGUUCUCGGUGACCGUGGAGAGCCUGCGUUGCCGCACCGCCGACUACAUGCAGAAGCACGUCGACGACUUCCUGCCCUUCUUCAGCGAUCCCGAAACCGGUGACGCCUAUGGCCGCGAUGAUUUCCUGAGCUAUUGUGACGACAUCGUGCGCAGUGCCUCGUGGGGAGGCCAGCUGGAGCUGAGGGCCCUGUCUCACGUCCUGCAGACCCCCAUCGAGGUGAUCCAGGCCGAUUCGCCGGUCGUGGUCAUCGGGGAGGAGUACACCAGGAAGCCGCUCACCCUCGUCUACCUGCGCUACGGCUGCAGCCUCGGGGAGCACUACAACUCCGUGAAGCCGCUCGAGGCCGGCGCCGCGGGGGGAGCGGCUCCGCGCCUUUUCUAGGCCCGAGCACGCCGCCGAGCGUCGCCUUUGCGGUCGCGGUCGCUGCUGGAGCCAAAGCUGCUGCCCAGUCUCCUCAGUAGGCUCCGUUUUUUUGCUUUUGUUUUUGUUUUUUUUUUUCUGCUUUAUCUUUCUUCAUUUCACUCAAAAUUCACCGGCCUUUCUCUUCCAAUAAUCCCCCCGUCCCCACCCGGCCUUUCCUUCCUUAGCCAUUCUGUCCCCCCAUUCCUUUGUCGUUUCUUUCGGGAGGUGGGGGAUGGGGCUAAUUUCAAGGAAAAUAUCUGCAUUAUUCUACCUGAGAGGCAUAAGUUUGAUAAAAACCUAACCUCUUCUUGCACCUAAGGGUCUUUACCUCCCUCACGACUAAGCAUUGGUCAUGUUGCAUAUAACUUUGGGUUAAAAAUGGAAACGUAUUGCUUGUAGCAUUCUUAAAUUGGGAAAAAUAAGUUCAGUAGAAUAGCUCAGCGUCUUCAGCUUUUCUCAUGAAUACAUCAGAUUACUUAGAUAAAGUUGGAGUUUAUGUGAUCGAAAUGCUUUGUGAAUGCCUUUUGCUGAGUUUUUUGAAAAAAAAUUAUGAUGCUUUGCUUUUUACUUAACCUGUGCUACUCGGGAGAUGUGUCAAGUUUGAACAAGAGCUCGGCUAGUACUUUGUUUUGUUUUUUCAUCAAACCUUGUGUGGUUCCAAAUUAAUUUUAGUUGCUCAGAUGUUUGCUAAAUUCUAAAUAAUGGCGUUUACAUUUGGAAGGUAAAUAUGUUAAAUAUAGAAAACAAAUUUAGAUAAACUGAUAGGCUAGGUAAGGUUUACUCUAAAAUGUGAAAAAUUUGAAUUUCAUUUAUUAAAAGUAGCAAGGGAUAUAACUUUAUUCAGGUAGUUGAUCCAUGUCAUUGUCUGUACAACUGUUACGAAGCAAAGACACGCUGAUAGUUUAACUUACUGUAAGGGGUCAAGAUCUGAAUCUAGUAAGUUUCCUUUAUUCUUGAAGAUAUAAAAGGCUAUGACUUUAUUCAAGUGGUUGAUCCACCUUGUUAUAUACACUGGUAUAAUAUGUGAAAUAUCUCAAUUUUGUAACUUUCCUUAAUUCUUAGAGAUAGCAAAGUAUUAGAAAAGAUUUUUUUAAAGUGUUAAAGUAUUUUAUCUGUUUUGUUAUAUCAACAAUGGACACGAGGCGAAAAACGUGAACAAUAUACCUUUGUUGAUAUUUGAGACUUGUAACAUAUUGAAUUUGCCAAAAGAAAUAGUGAAAGUGAAAUGAUUUGCAGUAAACAAUCUCUUUAAAAUUUAAUGUUCACAUGCUGUAUUUCAGUGAGGUCACUUGAAUUCAUUUAAAAAAUUACUUGUACAUUCCA